This is a messenger RNA of Cuscuta campestris, 1252 nucleotides long. Lineage: Eukaryota; Viridiplantae; Streptophyta; Magnoliopsida; Solanales; Convolvulaceae. The record is from the annotation of a GenBank genome assembly.
CGACUCGCAUCAUGCCCUUCUUCUCUCUCGCCCAAUAUAAAAAAACAUCCAAUUCUUUCUCUCUUUCUUCCCCCCAAUCUCUGAAUCCGCUGUUUCUUGCCGUUGUACAGUGAUCCACUGCAGACUUUGAUUUUCUGGAGCACAAAAGUACUAGUAGGGCGUUGGCAUUGCACAAAAGUUAAACAUUUGUGCUUUAGAGGCGGAGAGGAUCAAAUAUUACGAGUUUGGCUAUGGCAACGAACGAAAAUCUCCCACCAAAUGUGAUCAAACAGCUGGCCAGGGAAUUGAAGAAUCUUGAUGAAACUCCACCAGAAGGCAUUAAAGUUAAAGUAAAUGAUGAUGAUUUUACCACUAUUUUUGCUGAUAUUGAAGGACCAGCUGGAACUCCGUACGAGAAUGGUGUCUUUCGCAUGAAGUUGAUACUGUCCAAUGAUUUCCCGCACUCGCCUCCCAAAGGAUUCUUCCUCACCAAAAUUUUUCAUCCAAACAUUGCUGCUAGCGGUGAGAUAUGUGUGAAUGCUCUAAAAAGGGAUUGGACUCCAAAUCUGGGCUUAAGACAUGUGCUAAUGGUGGUCAGGUGUUUAUUGAUAGAACCAUUUCCAGAAUCGGCUUUAAAUGAACAGGCCGGGAAGAUGCUUCUAGAUGAUUACGAGGAGUACGCGAAACAUGCAAGGCUCUUUACCGGGAUCCACGCGGUGAAGCCAAAGCCGAAACAAAAAUGUGGGGCCAUUACAGAAUCAACCACUGCACUGAACAUUGAAGAACAACAUCAAAAGACCAACUCCUCCUCCUCAACCUCAUCAUCAUCCUCCUCAUCUUGUCUUGAUGCCAAAAAGGGUCCGGUUCCAAGUGGUCCCCUCCAAAAACCGUCUUCGCUUGCCCCAUUGUCGAAAGGAGGGAACAGCAUGGACCCACCACCACCAGCCGCAGCGGCUUCCCAGAAGAAGGAGGCUGUUGGGGUGGGAAAGGUGAACCAGGUGGAGAAGAAGAAGAUGGAUGCCCGGAAGAAGAGUUUGAAGAGAUUAUAGAGGGGGAGAAAACCACCCCAAAGUUGAAUAACAGUUUGCUUGCUUCCUCUUUUAUUUGUUGAACUCAGAAACAUGUUUUGUUGUACUAUUAUUUGUUAUCCACUUUGAUGUUCUUGGCACCCUUAUUCAAUCCCAUUCAAUGUUAAUCUUUGUUCAGAUGAAAUCAUGCGUGGUGUCUUAGACACAAUGGUGUCUAAACGGUAGCGUUUAGACCUAACGUUUUC